Molecule: messenger RNA, 1056 nt
Organism: Pocillopora meandrina
Lineage: Eukaryota; Metazoa; Cnidaria; Anthozoa; Scleractinia; Pocilloporidae
Source: the annotation of a GenBank genome assembly
AUGCCAGUUGAUGAGUUUAAAGAAAACUGCACGAUAAAUAUCGGAAGUUGCGACAACUCAACAUGGUUAUGGAACUCAUCCAGUUACAAUGACUCGGAUGAAGAUUUGAGUUCACCUUUUAUCACAAAGUUACAAAUAGGUUUUCAGCUGGUCGUUGGUUUGCUGGGAACUUUCGGUAAUGUAUUGGUUUUCACCGUCAUUCGAGAAAUGAAAAGGAAAAAGUCAAGAACGGAUAUAUUUGUACAAAAUCUUUCUAUUGCAGACCUUGGAAUCUUCUUGCUGUCAACUCCGCUCAUGGCUAUCAAAGAAAGAUUGCCGUAUAACUGGCCUUUUGGGAAGUUUGCUUGCCUUUAUUUAUAUCCCAUUCCCGAAAUUUUUCACGGGGCAUCGGUUUGGUGUAUUGCUGUUAUUGCCUUCGACCGAUAUCGACAGAUAAUAACACCGCGGAUUUAUGGUCCCAACAAACGCAGGACUUUGCUGAAGAGGGCCAAGUAUGUUGUUGCCUGUGUAUGGGUUGUUUCUUUUCUGGCACUUUGUUUACCACUUUACUUUGUCGUGGAAUAUCAGAGAACAACCGGGAGAUGGUGUGGUCCUCGCUGGCCACAGCGGUUGUUUGCACAAGCGUACAUGAUCUUGCUGACAGUUUUCUCAUAUUUGUUACCUCUAGCUGUGAUUUCGUGGACUUAUUUGGCGAUCUCGCGUAUAAUUCAACGAAGUAAUGCAUUUAUCAAAAAUAUAAUACAUGGUAAUGGAGCAUUGGAAGACAGGUGCUGUGUCUCUUCAACAAAAAAUGUGCGCCUGCGUCAAAACAGGAGGGCAAAGAAAAUUCUCACACCGAUGGUUUUGGUGUUUGCAGUUACAAUGCUUCCUCUCAACGUCUUCAGACUAACCAUUGUGUUUUGGCCUGCAAUGGGGAAACAAGAUUAUUAUCAAAACCUGCUGUACGCAAUAUCGGUGUUCGUCAUGCUGAACUCUGCGGCCAACCCUGUUAUCUAUUCAAUUGCAAGUAGGGACUUUCGCAGGGGAAUAAAAAAUUUAUUUCAUAAAGAAUCGUGA